GAUUUGUAUCGCUUAGGUCUUUGAUUAUGACUUUUCCUUUGAAGAUUUUGGUUGUUAUCAAGCCUGUUUAUCUGACCUAUUGACCAGUUCACAAUGCCCCAGGUGAACAAUGCAAUCAUCUCAUCUCACCUUGAUUAUGUUGAGUUGCACCAUCAUGCUUGUUGUAAUACGAGGCGAUCGACGGCCGUACUUGGUAUAGCACUGAGGGAUACAGUAGAGGAGCCAUACCUCACUCAACACGCCAGAUUGGAAAGCAAUGCUACCUUGAUACAUUUUGUUAGGAGUCUUUCAGUUAACUUUCCCCUUUCUCUUACUAUGUACUUCGUACUCUUGAUGAAUUUUCUUUCCCCCUCUCUUUUCUCGCCUUUGCCUCUAUGAUGUUUUAUGGCACACUUCCUCGACUUAGUAAAUGUCAAUGGACAAAAACAGGGGAUAACGCUUCA
Messenger RNA from Aspergillus caelatus, 443 nucleotides. RefSeq lists its product as uncharacterized. NCBI's taxonomy places the organism in Eukaryota, Fungi, Ascomycota, Eurotiomycetes, Eurotiales, Aspergillaceae. The record is from RefSeq and is a predicted model, not a curated record. The transcript has 2 exons. The coding region runs from base 94 to 378 and encodes 94 amino acids.